AUGAGCGGCCUUGAGAUAGCUGGUGCCGUUCUUGCUACAUUUCCAUUAAUCAUAUCCGGUCUCGAGCACUGGAAAAAGGCUGCUAGAAUCGCCGGUUUCUUCAAACAUAUACGAGAGGAAUAUAACAAGUGUCGGCGUGAGGUUCAAUUCCAUCAGCUUGAAUAUGUGGGGCAUCUGAAACAAUUGUUGUUUCCUAUUGUGGGCGAUCUGGACGAAACCAAGCGUUUGAUUAACGAGACGGACUGCAACGAAUGGCGCGAUCCAAUAAUGCAAGGAAAGCUGAAAGAGCGUCUACAGGAUUCCUACGAACUGUAUAUGGAAACCAUAACCCGUAUGGAUCAAUCGGCCAAAGCUCUUCAAAAGGAACUUUGCUUCGAUGAUACAGCCGUGCAAAGCAAGAUCAACAAUGAGGCAACAAGACAAGCAUCUCCUAGUCGCUCCUCUGUCCUGUCACACAUCAGAUCAAAAAUUGAUUACCAAUUGUUCAAAGUCAAGUUCAGCCUAAGGGAACUCAAUCGACGGGAGCACUUUGACCAACUCAAGGAGUGUAACCACCACCUCGAAAGACUCCUCAACACGAGCGACAAGAUUUCUGCAUUACAGAAUACCCCAAAUCAAAGCAGCAAACGGGUAAAACACUUGGAAAAAGUGUUCCUGGCGGCGUGGAAGAUGUCUUACCACCUUUUCAAGGCUUUACAAAUGUCGUGGAAUUGCCCGUGUCAAAAACUUCACUUUGCCAAUCUGAAGCUCGAGCACCGC
Messenger RNA from Dothidotthia symphoricarpi CBS 119687, 759 nucleotides. RefSeq lists its product as uncharacterized. The transcript has a single exon. NCBI's taxonomy places the organism in Eukaryota, Fungi, Ascomycota, Dothideomycetes, Pleosporales, Dothidotthiaceae. The record is from RefSeq and is a predicted model, not a curated record. The annotation marks the transcript as partial.